AAAGAGGAGAGUCAAGCUGAAGUGGACGAGAAACAUCAGAUUGUAAAAAUAAACCAUAAUGUUUCACUGAAAGAAACUCUGAAGACAGAAGACAUAAAGUGUGAAAAUAGUUUCAGUGAAGAUGAACGCUCUGCAGAUCACAAGAGGACUCACAGUGAGGAAAACCUUUCACAUGUCAACAGUGUGGAAAGAGUUUCACCUCUCAAUCGAACCCGGCACAAGAAAGCUCAUGGUGGGGAAAAGCCACACGCGUGCCAGCAUUGUGACAAGAGGUUCCCAUAUACAAGUCAACUUAAGAUACACUUAACAGUUCACACUGGAGAGAAACCUUACACUUGUCAUCUGUGUGGAAAGAGUUUCAGAAUUAAAAGCAACCUUACAAGACACAUGAAAAUUCACAUGGAAGAGAAAAGUCACGCUUGUCUUCAGUGUGGAAAGAGUUUCAUAGAUAAAAGUGGACUUGAUAUUCACAUGAGGAUUCACACUGGAGAGAAACCAUUUACAUGCCAUGAGUGUAAAAAAAGUUUUAACAUUAAAAGCAACCUUACAACACACAUGAAAAUUCACAUGGAAGAGAAACCUCACUCUUGUCCUCAGUGUGAAAAAAGUUUCAGAGAUAAAAGUGGACUUGAGAUUCACACAAGAAUCCACACUGGAGAGAAACCUUACAUAUGUCUUCAGUGUGGAAAGAGUUUUAACUUUAAAAGCAACCUUACAAAACACAUGAAGAUUCACACUGGAGAGAGACCUCACGUAUGUCUUCAGUGUGGAAAGAGUUUCAGAAGAAAACUUCACAUUGAAGAACACAUGAGGAUUCACACUGGAGAGAAACCUUACACAUGCACUCAGUGUGGAAAGAGUUUUACAAGUGAAGGGAUUCUUAAGAAACACAUGACAAUUCACACCGUAGAGAAACCGUUCACAUGUCAUGAGUGUAAAAAAAGUUUUAACUUUAAAAGCAACCUUACAAAACACAUGAAGAUUCACAUAGGAGAGAAACCUCACGCAUGUCUUCAGUGUGGAAAGAGUUUCAGAGAUAAACGUGGACUUGAGACUCACAGAAGAAUUCACACUGGAGAGAAACCUUACAUAUGUCUUCAGUGUGGAAAGAGUUUUACAAGUGAAGACACUCUUAAGAAACACAUGACAAUUCACACGGGAGAGAAAUCGUUUAAAUGUCAUGAGUGUAAAAAAAGUUUCAGAUUUAAGCACAACCUUACAGCACACAUGAAAAUUCACACUGAAGAGAAACCUCACGCAUGUCUUCAGUGUGGAAAGAGUUUCGUAGAUAAACGUGGACUUGAGACUCACACAAGAAUUCACACUGGAGAGAAACCUUACAUAUGUUUUCAAUGUGAAAAGAGAUUCACAAGUGAAGGGAGUCUUAAGAGACACACAAGAAUUCACACUGGAGAGAAACCUACCAUCUGUGUGGAAAGAGUUUCAGAAUUAAAAGCGACCUUACAAAACACAUGAAAAUUCACAUGGAAGAGAAACCUCAGAUAAAGACAAAGCCAAUCAUAAAGCAAUGUGAGACGGGACUCAUUGCAGAAAACGAGAUCUGUUAACCAUUUGUGUACAAUAGACUGCAUUACCUUUACAUAACACGGUGGUAAAAGAUUUGAAUCUCAUUGAAAUGAUU
This is a messenger RNA of Paramisgurnus dabryanus, 1642 nucleotides long. Lineage: Eukaryota; Metazoa; Chordata; Actinopteri; Cypriniformes; Cobitidae. The record is from RefSeq and is a predicted model, not a curated record.